GGACGGAGGAAAGUCCGGGUUCCUCGGGCUCUGGCAAAGAGCUCGACACCACAGACCACAUGAUGGACAAGGAGAAGUUCACGGCCUACACUGCAGAGGUUACUGCAGGACUUUGGUCCAUGCUGUGGGCAGCCUCCCCGCAGGAAGCGAACCCAGUGACAAUCACGCCAGAUGCCCUCAACGUGAUCAUGCUCGGCAAGGUGGAGGCCACAUGCCAUGCUCGCGAGAAGCUAGGUUCCACCUUCCAGGUCAGGGCGCUGCCACUCACGUGGGCACAUAUCAACUCGCACAUCGGCCACCCAUGGAACGAGCUCGAGGACGGAGUGGCCGACCAAGCUGCCAAGGGCCUCAGCAUCAGCUACGACAACACCGCGCUGAAGGCAGUCACAGCCAGCAAGCUGCUACCAUGGGAGUGGAGGCGCAACGCUGACGUCAGGCAGGCCGCAGCCUGGCCGCCCAUGGUCGACGGCCAGCCCGUGGUCCCCGCCACCCAGCCCAAGGCUGGCCCAGAGGCGGUACAGCGGCUUCAGCGAGACGCCCAGAUCAAGGCGGAAGUGUUCCUGGAGCUGUGCACCUACAACUCCAGGCUGCACCCAGCAGCCCAGUUCGCCGACAUGGGCGUUCACGUGGCUGCCCUUCAGGAGACCAGCUCGGACGGCGAAGUGAAACGAGUGGGCCAGUACACCUGCGACUCCUCGGGCUGCCAUGGCCUCGGCAAAGGCUGCGACAUCUGGCUCAACACGACCCUGCCGUUCACAGUGCAAGAAUCGGACCGCAUCGUGGUUCUAAGAACCAAAGUCCUCAUCGCCGAGAUCACCAUCGCAUCAGUAGAUGCGCCGCACGACGAGACGGAGAGGGCCAAGAAGGACGAAUUCUGGGACCACCUCUCCCGCCUCACCAGCGCCUACUCCAUCGACAUCGUCAUGGGCGACAUGAACGGAAGAAUCAGCGAGACUACCAGUGAAUGGGUAGGAGGCGGUGGCUUCCCAGAGCCCAUGAACGAGACGGGAACUAGGCUGUUCAACUUUGCAGCGGCGCACCAUCUCGAGAUAAGGACAAAGGACUUCAAGCGCGGACUCAUCACUGACAACCAACCCAGCAAGCUCUACGCCCACGCUAAGUCCACCAUCACCGAUGGGACAUUAAGAGAGGUUGCCAACUACAUCACGGCGGAGCCCGACACCAUCAGUGACACCAUCUACCGGCUCCAGACAAGAGCGGCUAACUUCAUCAGCUGGGCCUCUCUGCCGUCAGAAUACAGACUGGCGCUAUGCGCCUUCAUGCUCGAGACAGGCCCCCUGCUGGCCUACGUUAUCGAGAACGACCGCUGCAAAUUCCUGCCCACCCUAGCGGCUACAGCAAAGGACGCCCGAGCGAAGAACGACGCCUACCGCCAAUGGCAACAGCACCAAGCACUUCUGCGCUUCGGAGGCAAGAAGGCUCGCUACAAGGUGAUCAUGGCCCAACAGUUGGCCGACAAGCACAACCAGGACAGCGACAGCAGGCUCUUCAAGGGCGAGCUGCAAAUCGAGGCGACGAUGCCCUCCAGAGUGUGCUGCUACCAGAUGCCCUCGGCGGCGCCAGGAGACACGGUAGCCAUCCUCAAGGGCAAGGGCGAGGAGCGCACGCUGCAAGCCCACAGGGAGAUAUUGUUGAACAAUGUGCUGGGCAAGCAUCACCACAUGUUCUUGCGGACGGUGCUCAGCGGCUGCCUUGCCCAGAUACUGGAGGGCAUCCAGACAGGCGGCCGACCAAGGCGCGAGGCAGACACGACGGUCCUCGCGACAAGGCUUUUUAUGGAGAGGGCCAAGAGGCAGGGACGAUCAUGCGUUGCGGGCACGUACGACCUCCAGGAAACAUUCUACAGCGUGCUGCUGCAGUUCAUCCACCAGGUGCCUGGGGAAGAACACGACAUGGAGGACAUCCUCAGCAGCGUCGAGGUGCCCGCGUGGAUCGCGCCGCAGCUGCAGCGACUCCUCGAAGCUCCUGGGCCCCUCGACAGCACGACGGAUUUCUCCCACUG
Molecule: messenger RNA, 2023 nt
Organism: Prorocentrum cordatum
Lineage: Eukaryota; Dinophyceae; Prorocentrales; Prorocentraceae
Source: the annotation of a GenBank genome assembly